CACAAUCCAGUCAUACAGUGAUUUGCUCUUGUUCGUUGGUACCAGUUCUAUAACCAGAUUAACAGGAACAGUCUACUCCUUCCCAAUUCUAAAACAUAUUACUAUAGAAAAGACUAAGGGAGGAAUUUCAUCAGAGGGAUUUCAUCUUCCUGUAUUUUUUUCCACUACAGAAUUAACAUACCCACAUCCCACAACUUACAUUAAAAAAAAAUAUGAUGUGACACAAAUUAAUUUUAAAGAAAAAUAUUGAUGCAAAGAUUGCUCAGUGUCCCUCUCUCACACAGGAGGCUUUAUACUUUUCGCACUUGUUUUCCUGCAGCAGUAAGAGAAGAAUUUUUCAGCUGCCUCCAUUCAUGCUACUUUACUUCCUUUAUGCAACUCCCUUGCCUUCAAAAACACCCUAAGCAAUGAAGGCAAUAAAGAAAUUACCUUGGUUAAUUGCAUGCUUCAUUUUUCUUGGCUCGAAGCCAAGAAAAGCAUGCUGUUAUUCUGCCUUUUUAACUAUUCCCUUUUGCACUCAGAACAUGGAAUCCACCUCCUUCAACCCCUAUGGAAUUCAUUAAUAAGCACUUAACUGUUACAUAAAUAAAACAAGUAUGUAAUGCAGAUAAAUUUUAAAAUGAUGAAGAGACAUCAAUGUGAUUGUGUUGUUUAAAUAAAUUCUUGUCUGUCCGUCCAUCAUCAUUAUCAUCAUCCGAACAUUAGAAUGCCAACAGAAAAAUGAAACAUCUCUAGUUAAAAUAAGAUUUAACUGUAAUAUACAGAGUAGUAGAAAAUUACUUUAUUAAUUUAGAAUAAAUGUGCUUAGCAGUUUUCCAUUUUAUUUUACUUUCAACUGAGCUGUUUUGCAAAACACUAUAAGAAAUAUUAUGGAAUGCUUGAAUAUCUAUAAACCUUCAGAAAAUUUAAGGAAAUAAAGUUUUGGAAAGUUGUAAGCUUGAAGUUUCUUUUACUUAUUCAUGAGGCUGCUGAAGAAUGGAUCCAGGUGGGUUGAUACAGCACUAUGAAUUAAACAUUGCACAUAUGGCUGGUGAAUGUGAAACUUUAGAAAUGAAUGACAAUAUCUUUUAAAAUUCAGGAACUAUGCAGGAGAUUACAUGACAGAUAUAACAUUGGAAUAACACACACAAAAACUAAAUAUAAAUAUAGUUUGUUUUUAGCUAUAAAUAUAGACUGUUUUUAAAUGCUAUUUUAUAAAUAUAAAUAAACAAAUAAAUAAAAAUAAGCAAUGUUGUGCAAAAAAAACCAACAACCAGUCUCUAGUAGUGCUGCCUUUUCAUGAAUGGACUUUCUUGAGAAAGAAAAAUAUUGCCACCAGGACCUUCUCUGACUAGAGCAGGGAUAGUCAACCUUUUUAUACCUAUUGCCCACUUUUGUAUUUCUGUUAGUAGUAAAAUUUUCUAACUGCCCACCGGUUCGGGGGGAGAUGUGCAAGCUAUUCUGGGACGAGGCUCUUUUGUCUACUGUCACACUAUAGUGCCAUUUAGUUUCACUUACGUAAUGUGAACUAAACUUAUGCGUGGGCAAUACAAAUAGUAUAUUUUCAGAAAUUUAAAUUGUCACGGGGAAUUUUUUUAAAACCUAAUGAAAAUGUUUUUAAAUAAUGCUAUGAAAUUUUUUUUAAAAGUCAAUUAAAUUUAAAAAAGGAAAGUGCUUCAGUAUCGGACAAAACCCCUACCACCCACCAUGAAAGCUGGAACGCCCACUAGUGAGCGGUAGGGACCAGAUUGGCUACCACUGGACUAGAGCUUAGCAGUUGUCCAAAGCUUGAUUGGGACACCCCAAGGGCAGAUCCAUACUUUCUGCUUCACCAAUGCCAGUGUGGGCCUCUCCCCGCUUCCAGAAUGUAGAAACAGAUGAUGUCUUCCUUCUACUAAAAUCAGGAAAAAAAAUAAAGAUAUAAUAAUAACAACAACAACAACAACAACAGAGUUGGAAGGGACCUUGGAGGCCUUCUAGUCCAACCCCCUGCCCAGGCAGGAAACACUACACCAUCUCAGACAGAUGGUUAUCCAACAUUUUCUUAAACAUUUCCAGGGUUGGAGCAUUCACAACUUCUGCAGGCAAGUCGUUCUACUUAUUAAUUGUUCUAACUCAGGAAAUUUCUCCUUAGUUCUAAGUUGCUUCUUUCCUUGAUCAGUUUCCACCCAUUGCUUCUUGUUCUACCCUCAAGUGCUUUGGAGAAUAUUUCGAAUAUUUGGAGAUAUUUCUUUCAUGUCAGUAGUGGAAUAUGAUUUGCCACGAUUUGUUGGUGGAUUGAACAAAUCAAAGAAAUCCUUUCCAGAAAAUAGGUUAGCCAUAAAAAGAGCUUCUGUAACAUUUAGUUACUAACUUUUAGUUAAAUAUUACAUUUGGCUGCUUUAUCGCAUGGACUUUGAAAUCUAAAAUAUAGCAACUUGGAUAUCUCUAAGCAUUGUUAUAAACAUAUAUCUUUGUCCUUUGUAAUGAAAACAAUUAAGUGUUCUUUGAUCAGAGAUCAAAGCAGUUGUCACUCCUUCCUCCAUUUUCCCUACAUAGAUUUUACUAAAUACAAGUUAAUGUGCCAACUACAAGUCUACCUUGAUGCUGACUAAUUUAAUUUCCUUGUCUUUUACAAAGACCAUUUUAAAAAUCCACCUGGAGUUUCAUAGACUGCACGUAGGCUUGGCAACAUGAAUGAAUCAUUUCACAAUGGUGUAAAAGAACUGUCAUCCGCAACAUAAAGGUGUGUGAAACAGAGACAUUGGGAGAGAGUUAGAGUCAGGAAGCAAGAUUUUCUGCAGGUACAACUUGUCUGCAGGUACAACCUUAAUCAUCAUUCUCUGUCUUACUUCAUAUAUCAGAAAAACUAUGGUUAAUUUGUGUUUUUAUAAUUUGUAUUUUAAUUAUAUAAUCAAAGCAUUUAAAGUCUUUGAACUUAAAAUAAUUUGAAGAGUUAAAAUAAUGUGAAUGCUUGGUUUUUUCAUUAUAGUUUGCAGCCCAUUAUUGUGUUUGCUGAAUUAGUUACCCUUUCUAAAGCUCAGACUUGACCUCCUUCAAAGAAUUAUUUUACUGAAUCUAUAACUUUGAGUAAAGCGAUGUUGCCAGUAUGGAAUAAUUUGAUUUAUUUCACUUUUCACUUUAACAGCUUGUCUUGAUUCUUCAGGUUUGAAGAAAUACAUUCAAUAAUGUUUCCUAUAUAUUUGCUUGCAAUGAGUUUCCUGAUGGCAUAAAUAUUCAAUGCCUUUGAAGGCAGGAAGUACAGUAAAGAAGAUUGCUUACUUUCUUGCAUUGAUUGAUUUUUUAAAGUAAAAUAAUUAGUUUAAUGGAGUGUAAGGGCUAUUUUUGCUUUCAAUUUGGCUCCCUUGACUACACAUAGACACAUGUAAUGACAGGUAUAAGUUGUUUAUGCAGUUUCAUGAAAAAAUAAGCUAUGAGAGCAAUGUGUUGAAAUUUUAAAGUUUGUCUCUCCUUUGUAUGGAUUUGACCUUGUUGAUGGGGUAGGGAAUAAGAUGGGGUAGGGAAUAAGAUGGAGGAGUUUUUGAAAAAUGUCCUGAAAUGAUACAUUCUCUCUGCCAUAACAUGGCUUCGGGAGCUCCUUUAUAGCAGCUCCAUUCUGAGUCAUGUGACUAAGAGAAGAACAACUGGUGGCAUUGUUCAACUGCUUUUCUCAUAUGGAAAUUUGUUCUAAAUUUUUUUUCUCCACUGCCUCCCAGUGUGAUUAGUCCAUUUUUUUAUUUUGAAUUUCCAUUUUGUUGACUUCUCCCAUCACACUAAGCUUGACCUUAUUUCAUAUCCUAUUGACCAGUGGUGGGUUGUUCCUGGUUCUGUCCGGUUCUAUAGAACCAGUAGUAAAACCGGCAGGAGGGUCCACCCACCCACCCCGAUGUCAUCAAGGGGCUUCUGUGCAUGCGCAUGUACGCUCCCGUUGCGAACCAGUAGUAAAGGUAAGUAGAACCCACCCUGUACUGACCAAUAAACAGAUAGAGUUCCAAUACCACUUACCUAGUUUCUUUCCAGCAUUUAUUUGGAUUGGAGAACAUAAAAAUAAUUGCCAGCUGGAAAACAAAAAAUUGCCAAGUCUUUCUCUCCAAAUUAUGCUUCAAAUUUUUGCAGUGAACAGCAGAAUGAAAUAAAACAUAUAAUAAAAAUGAUGACAUUAAUGUUAUUUGGAAAAUUGCUUUCUCCUACAAUAAAACUUCAUGCCUCAUCUGAUACUUUAUGACAAAAGAACUAGCAAAUGCAUUUUUACUGUGAAUCUAUUCAAAUCCACAACUGCCUUUUCUAUGGGUUGCUCCAUGAAUGGUGGAUUUGAGUUCUGCUUCACAUAGGACAGUACUCUUGACAGCAUUGUCUCCUUAAAAGGAUGGAAGUCCUUAUCUAAUUAUCUUAAAUAACUUAAUCUAAUUAAGUUGUGAACUUAAAUUAGAAAACGUUUGGCAGUGUUUCUAUUUUAUUUAAAGGGAAAAUGCAUAAACAGGGCCAUAUGUUCAAGUAGGUGGCAACUUUAAAACAUGAAAAACUGGAAUAACCAUGAGGCAAGGAGGAAUCUAAAGGGAAGUACAGCAAUGUAAAGCAAGCUUUAAAUUCAUUAAAACAAAAAGACAAAUAAUCAACAAUUGGAAAUGUCAGGAAGACAUCUACAGAAAUUCUUGCCUCAAGCUGGAUAUUGAAACUUGAAAACCUAAGAAAUUUAUUGAUGAGAAACAAGGGUAAUUAUUUAAAGGGAAAACCCGACAGCGUUUUCGUUUGAGGGAAGCAGAGAACACGGUUACCAUUUUGCAACAACCUAACGAACUGGAACACAUAGCAUGGUAAAUAUAUUUUUUAAAAAAUAUUUCGCAUACUUGUAUCCUGCAUAUGAUUUGAAGCUAAACCAACAUACACAGCACCCACUUCUAUUUUCUCUGCAAGAACAACUGUGAGGAUACUUGGGCUGAGAGAAUGACUGGCUCCCUCGUGAAGUUCUCUUGCUCAUGCUGGUUUUUAAAUUAGAUUUCCCUGGAUCUAGUCCCACAUUUUAACCUCCAUGCUAUGCAUUCAUUCUAAUACUUCUGAGUAUUUUUUCUUCUUCUUGUGCCUAAAUGCUGGAAUAUAAUCCCAUUGAGCUAAGUACAAGAGGCUCUGUUGGGUCUUUACCUCCAUCAAAUAUUUUUGUUGUUGGCUUGCUAUUUAUUUUGUCGUUGGAUUACAUUUGCCGUUACAAUUACAAUUGUAAAAUUGUAAAAUAAUUACAAUUAUUUCUGUGGAAUUAAAUUUGCACAAUGUUCAGUCCAAUUUGAUUCACAAAGUUGUGGCCAUUGCAAUGUCCCCUCUGUCACAUGACCAUGAUUUCUGAGCCAGCAAAAUCAAUGGAAAAGUAGCAGGAAGUUGGAAAUCACUCCCGCAAUCACAGAUUUUUUUGCCCACCUCUGGUCAUUCUGUUUAUCUGUUUAGAUAAAUAAUGUUGACUUAUCAUUAAACUUUGUUUUCCACUACAGUACUUUUUUAUUUAUAAUAUAAACUUUUCUUAGAUGAUCAUGGAACCAUCAAGCACUAUGGUAAGAAAAAUGUAGUCAGCGAAAACUGGGGAAGAAAAAAUAUUAGAUAUGUUGAUUGCCUUGAGUUAUUUGUAAAAAAUAAUAAUAAAGAAGGAUACAAAUAAAUAAAAAUUUAAAAAUAAUGAUCAUUUUUGUCCUAUAAUCUUUUUCUCAAAAGAUGACCCAACGGGUCACAGAGUUAUCUAGUCUAAGCUAUUUAUUUGUAUUCCAUCUUUAUUAUUUUUAUAAAUAACUCAAGGCAGUGAACAUAUCCAACACACCUUCCUUCUCCUAUUUUCCCCACAACAACCCUGUGAAGUGAGUUGAACUGAGAGAAUGACUGGCCCAAAGUCAUGCAGCAGAUUAAAUAACUUCUUAUGCCUAAAUACAACUUAAGUUUUACUAUAACAUAAUAUUUUCUUUUCUUUUAAGUUAUGUUUAUUUUGUAAACAAUAAGCUCAGAAGAAAUGUUUUCAAGUGUGAAUUAACAAAUAGAAGUUCCCUAAACUUUUGGGAAUCUGUAAUUUUGUAAACAAUCCUUAUUAUCUUGCCCUGAAUUGGAGACAGCAAUUUUGAUUAGGGAAAUAAAGAGACAUUAAUAAAAAAAGUAUAAUUGUUCAUUAGUUGUGAUGUUAUCUUGGACAUCCCACUGAAAUGUUUUUUUUUUCCUUUUUGAGCCUUGAUAGUCUAACAAGCAGAUCAAAUAAAUGCUAAAAUGGGUUCUAUGCCUGUUUCCAUGACUUUUAUUAUACUGUGUUUCCCCGAAAAUAUGACUGGGUCUUAUUUUCUUUUGACCCCCGAAAAAACAGCUAGGGCUUCUUUUCGGGUGGGUCUAAUUAUUGAUUCACCUCAUAGUGGUGGCACUGACAGCCUCACCCAGCAGGAGCCCACUGCUGGCCCACUUUUUCUGUGGGCGCUUGUUGCUACUUGCAUGCAUCGUCCCUGGCCUUCAUUUUGCCAUCAGAGCCUUCCGGAAAGUUCUCUGCAGCUGAGAAAUGGGCUCCAGAUUGACAUGCGCAGCACCACCUAGCUUCCAUUUCACCUUCAGAUGCCUUCCGGAAAGUCUUCUGUCGCCAAUAAAAGAGCUCCUGAACCCUGGGGUGGGCGGAGCCUUAAUUAGGGCUAAUUUUGGGGCUAGGGCUUAAUUUUAGCGCAUGCAUUUAAAAACAUGAUAGGGCUUCUUUUUGGGGUGGCUCAUAUUUUCGGGGAAACAUGGUAGUUCCUCUACAAUUUCAAUUCUUCAUCUUCUAAGACAGCAGUGUCAAACUCACGUUGUCACAGCGGCAUCACAUGAAAUAUCGGGAUUUUUUUUCCCCCUUCGCUAAACCAGGCAUGGGUGUGGCCAGCACAUGAUGCAUCUGGCCUAUGGGCUGGGAGUUUGACAGCCCUGCUCUAAGAAAAACAUCUCACUGUACAUAUUAGCAAAAUAGGCUUUUUAAAAAAAAAAUCAAAACAACUUCUAUUUUUAUGCACUUUAAUAUUUUAGUUGAAAGAGCCAUGGACUGUUGGCAGAAAGUACAUCAGAGUGGGUGGAUUUUUCCAACUCUGAUCCUUUGUAUUUAUGGCUUCUUUACCAUGAUGAGGCCAUCUGAACCUUUCCUCACACCUUACCUUACUGGACCUGAAAAAAAUCUGACUAUUGAUGAGGUGAUGCAGCAUAUUUUUCCAGUUUGGACAUACUCCUACCUGGCCCUGCUCUUCCCUGUAUUUCUGAUUACAGACUAUGCACGCUAUAAACCUAUAAUUAUUCUACAGGGGAUUAGCUUAAUUGUUACUUGGGUGUUACUUUUGUUUGCAUCUGGCAUAGCAGCCAUGCAGCUGGCAGAGUUUAUGUAUGGACUUGCAACAGCCACAGAGGUUGCCUAUUAUGCUUAUAUAUAUAGCGUUGUCAGUGCUGAUUAUUAUCAGAAAGUGACAGGUUAUUGCAGAAGUAUCACCUUGGUGGCAUCCACCAUGGGAUCUCUGCUUGGACAGCUUUUAGUUUCUUCAGGCCAGGUACCUUAUUUUUAUCUUAAUGUCAUAACUUUAGCAUCUGUAUCUAUGGCAUUUAUAUCUUCAUUUUUUCUGCCCAUGCCACAAAAAAGCAUGUUCUUCCACAGAAAGUCUUCCCCAGAACCUUUCACUGGAUCAGUAGAGACAGUUACAGCACAAAUUUCCAACCAACAAACCAGUCAACAGGACAAAGAGAUGACAAAAUCAGUGGCCAGGCCCCAGGAUUUACCUGAACAUGAGCCAUCUAAAAUUAAAAUCCAGAGUCACUUUCUGUCAAUCCUAAAGCAGUUGUGCAUGGAUCUGAAAGAAUGUUAUACAACUAAAAAACUUCUUUACUGGUCAAUGUGGUGGGCUUUAGCUACUGCAGGAUUUAACCAAAUUUUGAAUUAUGUGCAAGUACUGUGGGAUGAUAAAGCACCUUCUCAUAGUUCUGAAGUUUAUAACGGAGCUGUUGAAGCCAUAGCUACAUUUCUGAGUUCAGUAGCAUCACUAGCUGUGGGAUAUGUGAAACUGAACUGGGAUCUAACAGGAGAACUGGCACUGGGAAUCUUCUCUGCCCUGGAUGCUAUUUCACUUAUUGUGAUGCAUUUUAUCCAGAACAUCUGGAUCUGCUAUGCUAGCUAUUUAGUAUUCAAAGCAUGUUAUAUGCUCCUUAUAACCAUAGCCACAUUCCAGAUUGCUAUCAACCUCAGUAUGGAGCGCUAUGCCUUGAUGUUUGGAUUCAACAAUUUUGUUGCACUGCUAAUUCAAACUAUACUGACUGUUAUUGUAGUUGAUUCAAAAGGUCUGGGCCUAGAUAUUGGGACUCAGGUAAGUUGGAUGGGUAAUAUGGGCACUGUUGCUGAAUCAGUAUUUCUGAAGACUAUCACAUCUUUUCAGAAAUCACCUUCUGAAAUGAAUGGACUUGGGACUUUCAAACUAAAUAGGGACAAAGCCUUAUACCAGGGACUGUACUUGUGUUUUGGAAGGUUAUUACUACAAAAGCUAAGCCUAUCAGUCAACACAUUUGUUUUUAAUUUCUUACUAAAAACAAGUGCAUUAUUACUUAGUUGUAAAUCCUCACAAAAAUUGAGUAAUCAUAACAAAAACUAAAUUAGGAAAUACUAGAAAGAAGAAUGAAAUUAAUAAUUCUGAUGGAGCUACAGGCCGUACCUGGGUUAAAAAUGAGAUCCAUUCCUAAGGUUGUUUUUAAGUCAAAUUUAUAUGUAAGUCAGAACUUAUACUUACGAACAGACUGCCUCUUAAACCACUGAAAAUUGGGUGUAUAUUAAAAAUGCACAGCUUCAGGGGUUCAUGAAAACAGUGACCAGUGGUUCUUCAGCUUGAAAAAAGAGAAUGCAGUCCACCAUUUUCAGACCUUCAUUUUAAAUGGUCAAAACCAUUUAAAAAAUGGUAUGAAAAGAGUAUAGCAUAGUCCAAAGGCUACCAAAAUGUCUUAUAUACAAGUUUGUGUUUGGAUAAAGAACUAAUUUAUUAUGAGAGCAUUAACUGUGGUUCCAGGGCUAUUUCUGUAUAUCAAAAAUAUGUUAAGAAUAAUUAAAUUCACCUUUCUGUGAGACUUUGAUUUAUUAACAACAAACAUGCCUUUUGUUACAGUGCCUUCUUCAAAUUAUAAGCAAUUAAAAUAGAAAUUGUUACUUAUGAAAUAGUGACCAAAGUCCAUCUGAAGGUCUAGGAUUCCAUAUUUCUUCUCAUCCCAGAGUUCAUCAAAUCAUCUUUUUGUGAUAUUUAAGCAGCUUAUAUUUACAGGCAGUCCUUGAUUUUAAAGUCCACUCGUUCAGCAACUGUUUGUAGUUAAUUGUGACACUGAACGAAGGGAACUUGAGAGGUCCCUGUUGUGUUGAUUGUAACAUCCCUGUGGUCUUGUAAUGCAAUAUGGGUGCUUGGCAACUGCUUGAUUCACAUUUAUGAUGUCACAGCAUCCCACAAUCAUAUGAUGUAAUUUGAAAACCACUGAGGCUUCUGACAAGCAAAAUCAAUGAGGAACGUGGCAAGAGGUCGCAAAUGUCAUUCAUGUAUUGUGCAUUAUGGCUGCAUCAGUUAGCAACAUAUUCCUGUCCCAAAGGUGCUUUUUCAAGAGGCAACUGGACUUUCUAGUUUUUCUUUGAAGACGUUUCACUUCUUAUCCAAGAAGCUUCUUGGAUGAGAAGCAAAACGUCUUCAAAGAAAAAACAAGGAAGUCCAUUUGCCUCUCAAAAAAGCACCUUUGGGACAACCAUGACCUGGAUGACUGAGAAUCUCCAUAGACUUAACAGAGUUCCUGGUUCCAAUUAUAGGCAGUCCCAAGUUAAGAACACCCCACUUACAAACAACUCAUAUUUAUGAAUGGACUGUCUAUUACUAAACUCUCAUUUCAUGCCAGUGCGUAUCACUUGAUGUUCAUUUUAUAAAUAUUUAAGGAAACCUUUGGGAUUGUACUCAAGAGAUUAUACCAGUUUAGCUAUGUACAUCAAUGUACAUUCAGGAAUCUCACAUGGUUUGCAAAGACGGUUGCUUAAGGUUAUUGCUAUAGCUAAGGUUCCUAGGCUUCAUUUAUUGACAUUUAAAAAACACUAGACAUAAUACUAAU
Molecule: messenger RNA, 10038 nt
Organism: Ahaetulla prasina
Lineage: Eukaryota; Metazoa; Chordata; Lepidosauria; Squamata; Colubridae
Gene: SLC19A3
Product: solute carrier family 19 member 3
Exons: 4
Coding region: 6945-8561 (538 amino acids)
Biological process (GO): transmembrane transport; vitamin transport
Cellular component (GO): plasma membrane
Molecular function (GO): thiamine transmembrane transporter activity
Source: RefSeq, a predicted model, not a curated record